AUGAAAAAUAUAAGACAAAGUCUGCAUAGUCCAAGAUCAACGCUAGACACCGCCACAACCGCGUGUAAAGAGCGAAGCUCUCGCUGCCUUCCAGAUUGCGUUAAGCAGACCGUGAGCCGGCUCAACGUGCUGGACUACACGUGCGGCGAGUGCCGCCGCGGCGGGAUCACGUCCCGCGCGGCCGCCGUCCGUCUCGCCCCUCGCACCAUCGCCACGCUCUUCAUGGCCAAGCGCCGCUUCAACAAAUACGCGCACCGCCAGUACAUGCAGAAGUGCAAAAGCCAAAAGGAGUCCGAGCCUGCGGACAGGCCCGAUGACGACUCCGACGAGGGCGACGACGUCGACCACGAUGCCGUCGACCCCCUCCCGGACGACGGCGACUGA
This is a messenger RNA of Leptosia nina, 384 nucleotides long. NCBI's taxonomy places the organism in Eukaryota, Metazoa, Arthropoda, Insecta, Lepidoptera, Pieridae. The record is from the annotation of a GenBank genome assembly.